This is a messenger RNA of Nematolebias whitei (Rio pearlfish), 1167 nucleotides long. RefSeq names its product myb-related transcription factor, partner of profilin. The record is from RefSeq and is a predicted model, not a curated record. The transcript has 4 exons. NCBI's taxonomy places the organism in Eukaryota, Metazoa, Chordata, Actinopteri, Cyprinodontiformes, Rivulidae. The coding region runs from base 1 to 1167 and encodes 388 amino acids. Gene Ontology annotation, cellular component: nucleus.
AUGACUGAGUACUACGAGGAGGGGGGGCUGCUGUAUGAGCAAUCACCUCCCAUGCACAUCAAAGUGGAGUCUCCAGAGGGACCCUUUGGAGGGGGAGCUUCAGAGAACGGCUUCCCCAGGGAGGAUGAGGACUCGGAGGGCAGCUGCGACCAGAACCCGACCUUGCCUGGUGGACUCCCCUUCAAUGUGGUAGUGGUGCAUCCGAACAUCAUGGCGCCUGGCAUGUCCUCAGACGACCUCUUGUCCAUUGAACAAAACAGAGCCAUGUCAGCUGCACUGGCUGCUGGCAGCGCAGGCAAGCGGAAGAGUCGUUUCAGCGGAGCAGAGCUGGAAGUGUUGGUGUCUGAAGUCACUCGGUGUGAGGGCGAACUCUUCGGUCCUGCUGGGAGACUCCGGCGGCGAGAAAGAGAGCGAAUCUGGGCCGGAAUCUUGGAAAGAGUCAACGCCGUGUCCAGAGUGCCGCGCACCCUUCGAGAGGUGAAGAAACGCUGGGACGACUUGAAGAGGCGAAAUGGAGGCAGGCUGGCGGACGCUCGUCAUCGCAGCUGUUAUCUACCAUCCAGCAGGGCAGCCUCGAUGCUCGGAUGUUCCUCCCAGCCAAGCCCCAGGCUUCAGCAAACAAGGCAGAAGCAAAGCAUCAGACCAAAGCCCAGCUUCCCUUGCUUCCCUGACUCAGACGCAGGUGUAGGAGUGGAGGGAUCAGAAAGAGACUGUUUGGAGAAAGAAGAGGACAAUCAUGAGCGUGACAUAGGAGAACCAGAGUGUGACCCAGUAGACAACAGCAUGGAUGACAAACUGGGAUUAGGACUGGGUCUGGGAAUAGGACCGCCCCCUCCAUCUGAACGAUGGCUGCCUCCUUCUCCUCUCUACAGUGCUCCUUUUCUCAAUGGCAGCCCUCAGCCCAGCAGUCCCCAGACAUCACUCGGAGCACAGCAGGGUCCUCUGGAAGCCCCCCCACGUAGCUCCUGGCUUGAGGAUGAGCUUCGAGGGUUAGGGGAAGCUGCCAUUCAGCUGGGAAAUCGGGUAGAAAAGAGCCUCCGGGAAUUCGGCGAAGGCUUCUGGGAGUGCUCGAAGCCCAGCAACAACCACAGCCUCAGCAACAUCGUGCGCAACAAGUGCACUCGUCCCAAACGCCUCAACAGCACUUACAGCAUCUCCAGCCUUUAG